AUGAAUCGUUUAUUUUCUGGUCUCCGUCGACGUAAAUCGUUCGAUGUUAAUAAAAAGCCACCAACAUUCAGAGUGUACUAUUUGGGUAACAUUCAAACAUCUCUGACACGUGGUGAAGGUUGCGCUGAUCGGCCAUCAAAACUUUUGUGGGAUAUGCACGUGAAGAAUAAUGGUCGUUUAGGACGGAAGUUAAGAUUAACAAUAACUACAUCAGGCUUAGAAGCCGAAAAUUGUUUAACACAUGAAAUAACAAAAUAUUCGACAAAUCGUAUUGCCUACUAUUGUGUUGCGAAUAAACUUAAUUCGAAAAUGUUCGUAUGGGUCUAUCGACAUGUUAAUACAAGAUCUGGACUCACAACCGAGUUAAGAUGUCAUGCAUGUUUAUGUUCAACAGAAGAAGAUGCAAAAACAUUAGCUACCCUACUACAUCAACGUCUUCAAAUAACAAUCAAAGAGUAUAUUCGCGAGAAAUAUCGACGUCAAAUCAUUCGUUUAGAAACGCCAAAACGUUUAUGCACGUUGAGCUCUGCGUCAAAUUAUCGUGAACCUCUUGUUCGAUCAAUGUCAACGAUUGGUGUUGGUCGUCUGGAUGCAAUUAACGAAGAUAUUGAAGAAAAUAUGGAUAAAGAUCGUGCAUUAACAGAAACUGAUAUUCUCAAUUCUAAUAAUGCAGAUCCCGAAAUUUUAGUAACAUUGAAACAGUUAAGUCUUGAUUCAUCUGAUCUCGAUUCACUUCUAUCAUCAAUUUCAACAUCUACAUUUGCUAGUGGAAGGACUAAUUAUGAAACAUCGAAAACAUCGAGUUUAUUCAAAAAGAAAUUAUUAUUUAAUAAUGCUUUGUCUGAUAUUUUAUGA
This is a messenger RNA of Didymodactylos carnosus, 855 nucleotides long. Lineage: Eukaryota; Metazoa; Rotifera; Eurotatoria; Philodinida; Philodinidae. The record is from the annotation of a GenBank genome assembly.